GGUUUAGUAAUCACUACUGCAGUUCUGAAGUCGAGACGCAGGGUGUCGCUGUUGGCUAGUACUAAGCGAAGUGCUAGCAACUUCUGACGCAAAGGAAUCGCCACCAAACCGCGGAGCCAGGAAAACGGUGCACUUUCUCUCCGGCUCUCUGCAGAAGAGAGAUCUAUCAAAGAACCUGCCUGCCAAGACAAAUCGAGCGAUCACUAUUGCUCAGAGAGUUCUUCGGAUUGUUUGCGAUCGCUGCUCUUCGGAAUCAGUAAGGCAAAGGCUCAGAAAAGGGAAUGGGAAACCUCUGGGGACCGCAGGGCCGGGCUGGGCGGAAGAGAAUGCCUUUUUUCCUGCUGCUGCCUCUGUUCUGCCCCGCGCUGUCCGAGCCGACCCGCUACACUAUUCCGGAGGAGCUGGCCAGGGGCUCCCUAGUGGGGAACCUCGCCAAGGAUCUGGGGCUUGGCGUUCGAGAUUUGCCUACUCGGAACCUGCGGGUUAGUGCUGAGAAGAAAUUCUUUACAGUGAGCACGGAGAGCGGGGACUUACUUGUAAGCGACCGUAUAGACCGUGAGCAGAUUUGUGGCAAAAAGUCGACAUGUGUUCUGGAAUUCGAAAUGGUUGCUGAAAAGCCUUUGAACUUCUUUCAUAUAGCUGUGAUCAUUCAGGAUGUGAACGACAACCCACCGACCUUCAGCCGAAAUAUCACUGAACUGGAAAUUAGUGAGCUGGCCCUAACUGGAGCCACCUUUGUCUUAGAAUCCGCACAAGACUCAGAUGUCGGGGUCAAUUCCCUGCAGCAGUACUACCUCAGCCCAGACCCACACUUCUCUUUGAACCAGAAAGAGGACCCUGAUGGCAGCAGGUACCCAGAACUGGUAGUGAAGGCUCCCCUGGACAGGGAAGAAAAGUCCUGCCACUACCUGGUCCUCACCGCUGUGGAUGGGGGUGAGCCUGCCAGAAGCUGCUCUACCCAGAUCAGGGUGGUUGUGGUGGAUGCAAAUGAUAACCCACCAGUGUUCACCCAGGACGUGUACAGGGUCAGUGUUCCAGAGAACCUGCCAGUUGGCUCCUCUGUGCUAAGAGUGACAGCCACUGACUUGGAUGAGGGUGUCAAUGCCGAGAUCACCUAUGCUUUCAUCAACACUGGUAAAGCAGUGAGACAACUGUUCGAGCUGAACAGUAAAACAGGGGAACUCUCCAUUGGCGGAGGACUGGACUUUGAAGAGAGAGAGCACUACAUAUUUCGGGUAGAGGCAAAGGAUGGUGGACAUCACACAGCACAUUGUAAAAUACAAAUAGAUAUUUUGGAUGAAAAUGACAAUGCUCCUGAGAUAACCCUGGAUUCUGAAUCUAAACUUAUACAAGAAGAUGUAGAGCUAGGGACUGUGGUUGCCCUGAUCAAAACACAUGAUCUGGAUUCUGGAUUUAAUGGGGAAACUCUGUGCCGACUAAGUGGAAGUUUCCCAUUUAAAAUAGUUCAAGAAACAAAAAACACGUACAAGUUGGUUACAGAUGGAGCCCUAGAUCGAGAGCAGACUCCAGAAUACAACAUUACCAUCACAGCCACCGACAAAGGCAAACCUCCCCUCUCCUCCAAUAGAAGUGUCACCUUGAACGUAGCUGAUGUCAAUGACAAUGCUCCGGUUUUCCAACAGUCCGCCUACCUGGUUCAUGUGCCAGAAAACAACCCGCCAGGGGCCUCCAUUGCGCAGGUCAGCGCCUCCGACCCCGACCUGGGACCCAACAGCCUCAUCUCCUACUCCAUCGUGGCCAGCGACCUGGAGCCACAGGCGCUGUCCUCCUACGUGUCAGUGAACGCGCAGAGCGGCGUGGUGUUCGCGCAGCGCGCCUUCGACCACGAGCACCUGCGCGCCUUCCAGCUGACGCUGCGGGCCCGCGACCAGGGCUCCCCAGCGCUCAGCACCAAUGUCAGCCUGCGCGUGUUGGUGACCGACCGCAACGACACGCCAAGGGUGCUUUACCCGGCGCUGGGUCCCGACGGCUCUGCGCUCUUCGACACAGUGCCGCGCGCCGCGCAGCCGGGCUACCUGGUCACCAAGGUGGUGGCUGUGGACGCGGACUCGGGACACAAUGCCUGGCUGUCCUACCACGUGCUGCAGGCCAGCGAGCCUGGACUGUUCAGCCUGGGGCUGCGCACUGGCGAGGUGCGCACAGCGCGUGCUUUGGGUGAAAGGGACGCGGUCCGCCAGCGCCUGCUGGUCGCUGUGCGUGACGGGGGACAGCCGCCUCUCUCGUCCACUGCCACGCUGCACCUGGUCUUCGCUGACAGCCUGCAAGAGGCCCUGCCGGACCUCACUGACCAUCCCGAACCCUCCGAUCCCCAGACCGAGCUGAAGUUUUAUCUGGUGGUGGCCUUGGCCUUGAUCUCCGUGCUCUUCCUCCUGGCGGUGAUUCUGGCGGUGGCGCUGAGCCUGCGAAGCUCCUCCGGCCCCGCUGCUUGGAGUUGCUUUGGAACUGGUGGUGUCUGCUCCAAGACCGGACCUGGGAUUUCCCCCAACUACUGCGAAUGGACUUUGCCCUAUUCUUACAAUCUGUGUGCGGCCUCACACUCCUCAAAAACUGAGUUUAAAUUUCUCGAUAUAAACCCUGAUAAUGCUCCACCACAAGAUCUUCUAUGUAAUGAAGCCUCUUGGUUUGAAAGUAACAGCAAUGACAAUCCCAAAGUGACUUCUGAUUCAGUCCAUUUGCAGCAGGAACUUGACAGAGGCUCCUUCGUGGGCAACAUCACCAACGAUCUUGGUCUGAAGCCUCAGGAACUGGUGGAGCACGGAGUCCGCAUCGUCUUCAGAGGUAGGACACCCCUCUUUGCUCUGAAUCCCCGAAGUGGCAGCUUGGUCACCGCGGGCAGAAUAGACAGGGAGGAGCUCUGUGCUCAAAGCUUGCGGUGUGUGGUGAGUUUUAGUAUCCUUGUUGAGGACAAACUGAAUCUUUAUCCUGUAGAAGUGGAAAUAGUAGACAUUAAUGAUAAUACACCCCGAUUCUUAAGGGAAGAAAUGGAAGUGAAAAUUCUCGAGAAUGCAGCCCCAUCCUCUCGUUUUCCACUAAUGGAGGUCUCUGACCCGGAUGUGGGAAUGAACUCUCUUCAGGGCUUCAAGCUCAGCGGGAAUAGUCACUUCUCAGUGGACGUACCAAGUGAAGCUCCUGGGCCCAAAUACCCAGAGCUGGUGCUGGAACGUGCUCUGGACCGGGAGAGAGAGUCCAUUCACCAUUUGGUUCUUACUGCAAUGGAUGGUGGUGACCCUGUCCGUUCAGGUGUGGCACGAAUUGUGGUAACUGUCCUAGAUGCCAAUGACAAUGCGCCCAUGUUUACCCAGCCUGUCUAUCCUGUGAGUGUUCCUGAAAACCUGCCGGUAGGUACCUCAGUGUUGUCAGUAAAUGCCACCGACCAGGAUGAAGGAGUCCACGCUGAAAUAACCUAUUCCUUUGUGAGGGUAACAGAAAAGAUCUCAAAACUUUUCUCCUUGAAUGUGUUCACUGGAGAAAUAUCAACUUCUGCAAAUCUAGACUAUGAGGACUCCAGUUUCUAUGAGCUAGAUGUUGAAGCCCGGGACCGGGCAGGCCUACAGGACAGAGCGAAAGUCUUAAUAACCAUCUUGGAUGUGAAUGAUAAUGUACCAGACAUAGGAGUCACAUUUGAAAGCAAGUCAGUUGCUGAAAGUAUGCCUCCAGGAACAGUGAUUGCUAUUUUUCAAGUAUAUGAUCAUGACUCAGGAAUGAAUGGCCAGGUAACAUGUUCCAUCUCAAGAAGUCUGCCCUUUGAGCUAGAAAAAUUGGUUGACAAUUAUUAUAGAUUAGUGACCAAUACAGUUCUAGAUCGAGAACAGGUAUCAAUGUACAACAUCACAGUGACAGCCACAGACAAAGGAGUGCCGCCUCUGUCUACAGAAACAGUCAUCUCCCUGAAUGUGGCAGACACCAACGACAACCCACCUUCCUUCCCCCACUCCUCCUACUCUGUCUAUGUCCCUGAGAACAACCCCAGAGGGGCCUCCAUCUUCUCUGUGAAUGCUCACGACCCUGACAGCAAUGAGAACGCCCACAUCACCUACUCCCUGGAGGAAGACACUAUCCACGGUGCACCUCUAUCCUCCUAUGUCUCCAUCAACUCUGACACUGGUGUCCUGUAUGCAUUGCACUCCUUCGACUAUGAGCGCUUCCAUGACUUGCAGUUGAAAGUGACUGCACAUGACAGCGGGGACCCUCCACUCAGCAGCAACGUGUCACUGAGUCUGUUUGUGCUGGACCAGAAUGACAAUGCACCUGAGAUCCUGUACCCUGCUAUCCCCACUGACGGUUCCACUGGUGUGGAGUUGGCACCUCGCUCUGCAGAACCUGGCUACCUGGUGACCAAGGUGGUGGCAGUGGACAGAGACUCAGGCCAGAAUGCCUGGCUGUCCUACCGCCUGCUCAAGGCCAGCGAGCCAGGGCUCUUUGUGGUGGGGCUGCACACGGGUGAGGUGCGCACCGCGCGUGCUCUGCUGGACAGAGAUGCGCUCAAGCAGAGCCUGGUGGUGGCUGUUCAGGACCACGGCCAGCCCCCUCUGUCGGCCACCGUCACGCUCACAGUGGCUGUGGCUGACAGCAUCCCAGACGUUCUGGAAGAGCUGGGCAGCCUGGAGGUCCCGCACAAUUCUGAUGUUUCAGGCCUCACGCUGUACCUGGUUGUGGCGGUGGCCGCUGUCUCUUGCAUCUUUCUUGCCUUUGUCAUGGUGCUGCUGGCGCUCAGACUGUGGCGCUGGCAAAAGUCACGCCAGCUGCAGGCUUCUGGAGGUGGGUUGGUGGGUGUGCCCGCCUCGCACUUUGUGGGCGUGGACGGGGUGCGGGCGUUCCUGCAGACCUAUUCCCAUGAGGUCUCCCUCACCGCGGACUCUCGGAAGAGUCACCUGAUCUUCCCGCAGCCCAACUAUGCAGACACGCUCAUCAGCCAGGACAGCUGUGAGAAAAGCGAGCCGCUUUUGAUUCAGGAAGAUUCAGGGUUGUGUAAAGAGGAAGACUCCUUUACUCAGCAAGCCCCACCCAACACGGACUGGCGUUUCUCCCAGGCCCAGAGACCUGGCACCAGCGGCUCCCAAAAUGGUGAUGAGACCGGCACCUGGCCCAACAACCAGUUCGACACGGAGAUGCUGCAAGCGAUGAUCCUGGCCUCCGCCAGCGAAGCUGCCGACGGGAGCUCCACUCUGGGAGGGGGCGCUGGCACCAUGGGCUUGAGCGCCCGCUACGGGCCCCAGUUCACCCUGCAGCACGUGCCCGACUACCGCCAGAACGUCUACAUCCCCGGCAGCAACGCCACGCUGACCAACGCGGCAGGCAAGCGGGACGGCAAGGCCCCGGCAGGCGGCAACGGCAACAAGAAGAAGUCAGGCAAGAAGGAGAAGAAGUAAAGCGGAGGAGGCCGGCCCGGAGCCACAGGGCCGCCUCCCCUCAGCCAGCCCAGCCUCUCCCAACCUGGACCCAGGCCUGGGGUUUCCAGGGCUCACCCCAGGAUCCUGGUGGGCCCUGGGCCAUGCUGCCCUUGGGAAACAGAAACAAGUGCCCAGUCAACACCCCCCUCUCUGCCCCCAGGGGUUCGAAUAUGCAAAGGGAGUUCUGCUGGGACUCCCCAUCCAAUCGACUGCUGUGCCGUGGGGGCAGCGGGUCAGGGCGGGCAGCGCUGACCACACUGCUUCAGUUACAGCUGAACUCCUCCACCUCCAGAUCCAGUCAGGCCCGGCCGCCGCCUGCCCCCUCCCGCCCAUGCCACCCCUCCAUCAGCAGCUCCUCUUUCUUCAGUGAGCUGGUGGGGGUGUUGAGGUACCUGGUGACCUAAAAAGGUUCCUAGUUCUGAAGAGUUGGAAGGGCGUCGUGACCUCUUGGCCUACCUUUCAAUUCUCAAACUUCCCCCAAAGUGUGGUUUGGUGCCAGGCCUUCUCCUCCUUCCCCAGCCUGAGACCCAGCUCAUGUUUUGGGUCACGUGGUCACCAUUCCGUGGUACUGAUGCUUGCUGGAUUUAGGGAGAGCAUUUUGCUACCAUGCCUCUUCCCGAUGUUCUAGGGACCAGUUGUUUUGUUUUGUUUUGUUUUCCAUUGUUUGAUGUCUCCACUGCAUGCUGUGGCCGCCCCUCCCCAACCAGAGACUUCACUGCAUGUUCCAAGACAGUGUGGGGUGGUCGGACAAAGAAGGACAGAGUGUGCAUGUGGCGGGGGAGGGGUGGGCACAUCUUGACCCAUCAGUUAACAGUUACCAGGAGGCUCCGUAUGUCCCCAGGGUACUGACCAGAUCUUUCUAGCCAUAAACCAAGCACCAGGCCGGACCCUCAUCUACUGCAGGCUGUGGGCUGAGCAGCCAGCACCAGUGGAUCUAAACUGGCCUUACGGUCCAAGGAAAGUCUGAGCAGGUUUGGGACCGGGUCCCCCGAAGAGAUCAGAGUGGCCUCUGUGGGUGCUGGGUACUCCAGAGGUGCCAAUAGUGGAAGGAUCAGUAUGCACCCCCCCACCCCGCCGACCCUGGCCCCCCAGGCCUGGAAGGGAGGGCCAGCUAGGCCGCUCUUGGUUCCCGGGCUGGGGAGGCAGAGGGGCUAGAGCAGGGAUCGAGCGGACAGAAGGUCUCAGCCGGAGGCUCAGGCUUCUCCACGGGGCCCCUGCAUUCCCCAAGGCUGGGUCCUUCACCUUGCCAGGUGCCAUUUCUUCUCCGUUAAGGCCACUGCCCAGGCCCCCGGUGUGCCCCCUCGUGGCCAGAGCCUGGUUCAAGUCCCUAGUGCCUCCUUGUGCAUAACCCUAACUCUGUCCACCCACUUCUACCCCCGGAGUCCCGUUCACGCACCGGGGCUGAGCGAGAACCCCACCCUAGUCCUCACAGUAGUGUAGAGACCCCUCCCCCUCCUUCGGCUGGUGUAGAAUAAGCCAAUAGUGUAGUGCGGUGUGCUUUCCCGUGAUGGCGAGUGGGCAGCGGGCAGCGGGCUCCGCGCAGCCCUCUGUCCUCGAAUUUGCCCGCGGUGGCCCGUGCUGUGUUUUGUGCUGUGUCCACACGCUGCGGCGACCCCUCCCCGAUACUGACUCCUAUAAGCGCUUCUCUUCGCAUAGUCACGUAGCUCCCCACCCCUUUCCUGUGUUUUACGCAAGUUUUAUACUCUAAUAUUUAUAUGGCUUUUUUCUUUGAAAAAAAUAAAAAGGUUUCUUCUGAAAGUU
Messenger RNA from Artibeus jamaicensis (Jamaican fruit-eating bat), 7172 nucleotides. Its product is annotated as protocadherin gamma-A6. Gene Ontology annotation, biological process: homophilic cell-cell adhesion. NCBI's taxonomy places the organism in Eukaryota, Metazoa, Chordata, Mammalia, Chiroptera, Phyllostomidae. Gene Ontology annotation, cellular component: plasma membrane. Gene Ontology annotation, molecular function: calcium ion binding. The record is from RefSeq and is a predicted model, not a curated record.